This is a messenger RNA of Magallana angulata, 943 nucleotides long. RefSeq lists its product as uncharacterized. Lineage: Eukaryota; Metazoa; Mollusca; Bivalvia; Ostreida; Ostreidae. The transcript is spliced from 5 exons. The coding region runs from base 44 to 922 and encodes 292 amino acids. The record is from RefSeq and is a predicted model, not a curated record.
UGGAUGAAUAAAGGCCAUUGUGUACAUAGUUUGGGAGUUAAACAUGAAGACUAUACCGGCUUUCUUAACACUCUUAUUCAUCCUCAUUGUUGAUACUGAAGAAAGCGUGGCGGAAUAUGAUGAUAUUCGUUUGGAGGGCAGGACUGCAGAGAGAACUCUAGAAGCACAAGUUCCGUUCUACUCACCCUCUCAGGCGUAUGUACAAUCCAUAUAUGGUACUUACAACCCAUCAAAAUGCUGUUGGAAGAGUGGACCAAGAGCUCCACGACUCAGAGUUAGAAACCAUUGCCAGUCUGUAGAAGUGAGGAGGAAGAUAGAGUGCAAAUUGUCCAAAAAUGCUGCAGUGAAGCGGGCCAUAGAAAGGAAUGCUAAACAUUGCGACUUAAAACAUUACCAGGAUUCGGCCGGUCUUCUAGACACCUGCUCAUCUAGAUAUCAUAGAGCUACAGAGGUGUGGUAUCUUGGCGAGAAGUGUUAUAUCGUUCGACCCCAUCAGCAAUGUGUGACCUACAGAAGGUGUAAUCGCAAAGGUGACUGUGGUACCAGUGAUGGUAAUGGUGACGAUGAUGGUAAUGGUGACGAUGACGGUAAUGGUGACGAUGACGGUAAUGGUGACGAUGACGGUAAUGGAAGUGGUAAUAGUAGAGAUGGAAAUAAUGAUGGAAAUGGAGGCAAUAAUGGUCUUAAACGCUCCACACUCAAUGGUCUUCUCAGCCGAAGGGGCGAGGCUUCCAAAGGUGGUGGAUGUUACGGUACUUAUAUGUCAUCUAGUACGUGUUUACCUGACGGCUACAAUAUGUUCCCGGUCUGGAUCUACUGCGAUUACUGUGGCUUAAAGCUGAUCAAUUUGGAGUUGCCACAGUGCUGUUCAUGCAAACGGUACAAUAAAUGUUAUGAUGUAAAAACAUUAGGUAAUGCCUAAUAAACAGCAAUUAAAAAUCUC